CCGGUGGUCAUAGCGCAUUCUGCAAGAUGAACCUGGAUACGCUCAACGCGACGCUGCCUGCCGAGGCGCGCGUCCGCUGCGUCGAGCACCCGGUCUUUGGCGUCUCGCUCGUCGCGACCAAGGCCAUCGCUGUCGGCGACCUCGUCUGGGCCGAGGAGGCGGCGCUCGUGCGGCCCGGCUCGUCGCUCCUCGACUACGUCAAGCUGCUGCGCGCCCACGACGCCUCGGCGCUCGCGGCAAUUCUCUCGCAGUUCAUGACGCUCUCGUCCGAGGCCAUCGACUCGGACCCGCUCUUUAGCACCAUCAAGACGUACUGCGACGCGCUCAAGAAGGCCGACCGCACGCUCGUGUGCCAGCUUGUCUCGGCGUUCGAGGUCAACGGCCACGGCCUCAACGGCGAGAUCGCAGGCCUCUUUCCCAUCGCGUCCAAAGCCGCGCACUCGUGCAGCCCCAACGUCGUGUACCGGCCCGUGGGCGCGCAAGGCAUGACCUACACGGCCAUCAAGCCGAUCGCUGCCGGCAGCCUCAUCUUGUACUCGUACAUUGCGCGCGAGAAGCUCGGGUACCCGAGCCACGUGCGCCAGGCCUUUCUGCAGCAAGCCUACUACUUUACGUGCGGCUGCGAUCGCUGCAGCGCGCCCGACGACAUGCGCCCGCUGCCGUGUCCCGCCUGCGCCGCGCCGACGCUUCUCUACAACCCGGUCGUUCCGCAGUGGGCAUGCGCGAGCUGCGCCGUUGUGACGCCCGAGGCGGCGCUCGGCGACGUCGUCGCGGUCGAAGAGGCGAUCGAGAACCAAGUGCUGGCCUUUGAUAUCGACCCGGCCACCGCGACGCCAGACCGUGUCCGACACGUGCUCUCGAUGCUCGAGGCGAUCGCGGCGCCGAACCACUGGGCCGCCAUCUACCUCUGGCGCAUCCUUGUCGAGAUGUCGCUGCCACCAUCUACGGAGCAUAUGGCGCCGCCCCUGCCGAUGGCCACGGUCAAGGCCAUGACCAUGCGCAUCGCGCGCUGGUGCGACCAAGUGCUCGCGAGAUACAACCCCGUCUCGGCGGCGAUGCUCAUCUUUACGUACCGGUCCGUGCUCUACAAGCUCUGCGACCGCGAGCCCCAAGUGCUUGCUUUGCUCACGCGCCUGUACCCGUACUUUCGCCUCAACUUUGGCGCCAACGACGAAGACGUGGUCGAGUGGCGCGGGCUCGUGCUGACGUCGGACGUGGCGGCCGCCGAGCUCUCGCACUGCGCGGCGUGCGCGGCGCCUGGCACUGGCGCGCUUGCGUGCGCGCGCUGCAAGUGCGUGGCGUACUGCUCCAAGGCGUGCCAGGUGCGCGACUGGAAGGACGGGGGCCACAAGGUCGCGUGCCGCCAGCUCUCGGCGCAGUGUUACAUCGUGUCGUAA
Messenger RNA from Saprolegnia parasitica CBS 223.65, 1397 nucleotides. RefSeq lists its product as hypothetical. The record is from RefSeq and is a predicted model, not a curated record. NCBI's taxonomy places the organism in Eukaryota, Oomycota, Saprolegniomycetes, Saprolegniales, Saprolegniaceae. Gene Ontology annotation, molecular function: protein binding. Gene Ontology annotation, cellular component: nucleus. Bases 27 to 1397 code for a protein of 456 amino acids. The transcript has a single exon.